Messenger RNA from Neltuma alba, 2172 nucleotides. Its product is annotated as L-cysteine desulfhydrase. The coding region runs from base 158 to 1516 and encodes 452 amino acids. NCBI's taxonomy places the organism in Eukaryota, Viridiplantae, Streptophyta, Magnoliopsida, Fabales, Fabaceae. The record is from RefSeq and is a predicted model, not a curated record. The transcript is spliced from 2 exons.
ACAGCAUGAGGCUCGUCCAAUCUUCGCCUGUUGCCGCCCCCAGCUCCCCCUAUAUCCGAUAGCUUACUAGCUAUUGCUAAAGCCCUAGAGUUUGGAGAUUUUCCUCAUUUGAUGGCCACAUUACCCAAUAAACCCUAAGUUUCUAACGUUGUCGAGGAUGGAUGAGGACCAUCGGAACGACGAGGGCAGUCCAGAAAACCACCGCACCCCUAAAAAACGAAGGCUGUCUGGGUUCAUUUCCGAAUCCGAAAUCCGCGAGGAGUUUUCUCACCAUCAGGCAGGUGUUGCCCGAAUCAACAACGGCAGCUUCGGAAGCUGCCCUCGCUCCGUUCUCGCUGCUCAAAACAAGUGGCAACUCCGGUUCCUCCAGCAGCCGGACGAUUUCUUCUACAACACGCUGCAGAAGGCAAUUCUCGAGUCACGGACUUUAAUAAAGGAUUUAAUACAUGCUGACGACGUCAACGACGUCUCUCUCGUGGACAAUGCGACCACCGCCGCUGCCAUCAUUCUCCAACGGAUUGGUCGUCGGUUUGUUCAGGGUAAGUUUCAGAAGAACGACACUGUUAUAAUGUUUGACUCUGCUUUCCCAGCUGUCAAAAAAUCCAUCCAAGCCUACGUUAUCCCAGCUGGUGGGUCAUUAGUCGAAGUUCGGCUUCCAUUUCCAGUUCAUUCGAACGAAGAGAUAAUAACCGAGUUCAAGAAAGGGCUCGAAAGAGGUAAAGCUAACGGAGGAAGAGUUAGGUUGGCAAUCCUCGACCAUAUCACUUCUAUGCCGUCUAUUGUCCUUCCUGUUCGUGAAUUAAUCAAAAUUUGUAGAGAGCAAGGAGUAGACCAGGUUUUUGUCGAUGGAGCUCACGCAAUUGGAAGCUUGCAUAUUGAUGUUAACGAAAUUGGGGCUGACUUUUAUGUCAGUAACUUGUAUAAGUGGUUUUUUUCUCCGCCGUCUGUUGCUUUUUUACAUUGUAAAAAUUCUAGUGCUAUUUUUGAUUUGCACCACCCUGUGGUUUCGCAUGAAUAUGGGAAUGGACUACCGAUUGAAAGUGCAUGGGUUGGAGCACGGGACUACAGCCCGCAACUUGUGGUGCCAUCGAUAUUAAAUUUCGUGAAUCGCUUUGAAGGUGGGAUUGAGGGAAUUAUGAAGAGGAACCAUGAGGAGGUCGUUAAAAUGGGUAGCAUGCUGGCUGAAUCUUGGGCGACAAAUCUUGGGUCACCUCCUGAAAUGUGCGCGAGCAUGAUAAUGGUGGGGUUACCCUCUAGACUAGGUGUCACGAGUGACGAGGAUGCUUUGAGGCUAAGAUCGUAUUUGAGGGACUAUCAUGGUAUCGAAGUUCCAAUUUAUUACCAGGCUCUGAGAAAUGGUGAAAGCAACUCCAAGGAUAAGGAUGGCUAUAUAACUGGUUAUGUCAGGAUUUCUCAUCAAGUUUAUAACUCAGCUGAGGAUUAUCACAAGCUUAAGAGUGCAAUUAAUCAUCUUCUUGAUGAUGGAAAAAUUUGCAAAAUGCUUCCUAAGGAGUAACGACUUAAAAGGGUAAAUUCGUUAGAUUCUUUAUUAAAUGGCCUCUAAGUAGAUUAUGUAUACGGCUUCGCAAAGUUGCUGAAAAAUAAAACUACUCUACAAGACGCUUCAGGAGAGCUCAUGGGUGUUUAGACAUUGAGAUAGAACUCUGAUGUUUUUGAGGGAUUGUUUUCUCCUGGUUACUGGCAUGGCAGGCAUAUAAAUAACUGAGUUUCUUACUUCUAAUUCACUUCAAGUGAGUUUCCAUUUCGUUUAUUUGCCCCCUCCCUGUGAGUCCUUGGCAAUGGCGUCUUGAGAACCUUUUUGGCGAAGGAUGUUUUGAUGCUAGUUAAGCUGCCGAAGGCCAAAUCCGGAUAUAACUUCUUUGUGAUAGGAGUCUGGAUAUUUUUAUCAUCUAACCAUCCUGUAGAAUUCGGUAAUUUGUGUUGCAAAUAGCUGAGGAUAUUGAAGAUGAGAUUAUCCUUCUCGGAGUGGUAGUGUAUCAAUCAUUUUUUAUAAUUUGUGCCAUCUUCUCGACGCUCGGGAAGCAUCAGUACAUUAGUAAAAGGUUAGAUACUUUUCCACAUGCGGAUCCUUUCAUGUUGAAAAUUUAGUGUUCAAGGUAGUGUGCUUUGCUCUUGGGAAGUUCGAAUCGGAUUGUUGAAUUUUUCCCUGUC